UUUUGUAUUUUUUUUAUAGAUACGUUCCUUUUAAAUUUGAACACGAAUAUCUGGGUGGAGUUCUUCCCAUUUGUAUCAUUACCUGCAAACUCUGUUAGGCAUUUCAAUCUGAGAAAAUCCAUAGAAGCGAUUGAAGUAAGACUGCCAUGGGAAUUGUUCGUAAUCUCGAUUCGGAUCAACUCCAUUUCUUUGAUUCUCACGGUUAUCUUGUGAUUGAAUCAUUUGCCACUCCUGAUGAAAUUCAUGCCAUGAGAAACAGAAUGGAGCAGUUGCUUGAGGGAUUUGACUGCUCCACUUCCUCUGUUUUCUCUUCUGUAAAUCAGCGGCAGUUGACCGACGAUUACUUCUUCGAAAGCGCUGAGAAUAUUUCCUUCUUUUUUGAGGAAAAAGCAUUUCGAGAGGAUGGAAACUUGAAACAAGCAAAGGAACUCUCAGUUAACAAAGUUGGUCAUGCAUUACAUGAGGUUGACCCAGUUUUCAAAAGCUUCUCGGACUCUGAGAAGGUUUCAGGUUUAUUGUUGUCCUUGGGAUACAAGAGGCCGAUAGUCAUUCAGUCUAUGUACAUAUUUAAGCAACCAGGUAUUGGAGGUGAAGUAGUGCCUCACCAGGAUAACUCAUUUCUUUACACUGAACCAACUACUUGCACGGGGCUAUGGCUGGCACUUGAAGAUGCAAAUACAACAAACGGCUGUCUUUGGGCUAUUCCUGGAUCACAUAAAAAUGGACUUGUUAGAAGGUUUCUUAGAGGUGACAAAGGAGUGUACUUCGAUAAACCUUCUCCUGCUUACGAACAGAAAGAUUUCGUGCCUAUUGAAGUGAAAGCUGGAUCUUUGGUUGUCAUUCAUGGAGACCUUAUUCAUCAAAGCUUUGAGAAUCAGUCUCCAAAAUCAAGACAUGCAUAUAGCCUACACGUGGUUGAUACAGAAGGUUGUGUAUGGGCUCAAGAUAACUGGAACUGCUGGCUGCAGCUUGCCAACUGAAAGAUUCUUGGAUUGAAAACCAAAAUUUAUGAGGAUUGGGGAUAUGAGACAAACAGAUGUCAUAUGGAUUCAGGAUCCUUGUUACACAUGCAGCCGCAGUUGGGAAAAAAGCAUGUACCACCCGGUGGCACUUUGAAAUGCAUAUGCAUCCUCAUUAGUCAAUGUAAUUGACCAAUAGGCUUAAAAUAAAGCACAACUCUCCCUGUUUUCUAGAAAGGAUUGUGCACGAUUUUGUGGGAAAAUCAAGGAAUCAUUAUCAGGAGAUGUUGAUGCCAGGGGCCAUCUUCCCAUAGGACGUUGAGGAUGGAAGCACGUGAACAAGGAAUCAUUAUCAGGAGAUGUUGAUGCCAGGGGCCAUCUUCCCGUAGGACGUUGAGGAUGGAAGCUCGUGAAUGUAACAAACACCCUCCAAAUUAGAUUGUAGUGAUCGAUCCUUCACUGGUUACUUGCCAUGUAUACCUACCUUUUCAAGCAAUUUUCAUGAGCAGACAUGUCAAGAAAAUAAAGAAUGGGAACUAGAUAAGUCAAGAUCCUAGACUCGGUCGUCUGAUAGAACUUAGAACCCGGAUAUAUUGAAAGAUGAACUAUAACAAAAAUAUAAGAUAAUCCAAGUAUUUGAGGUACUUAGACCCUCUCAAUCUUGAAAUAACUCUCAAGCCCUAAUUCAUAUACCAAAUAUUGAUUGUCUUCUCCAUUCCCUACCUCCCUAUUUAUAACCAACUUCUAAUAUACCCCUAUUACCCCUCUAAUACCAUUCCUAUCAUCAUCCUAUCUGGAAGACAGUAAUUCUAUUCUUCAGACGCCACCAUCAUCUCUCUGUCACUAAUAAUCCUCCUAAAACUAAAGUUAGCAUUAUAGUUGACUCAAUGGAAGGAGAUAGAAGAGUCGCAUAUUCUAACAUGGAUGAAGAAAGUCUGUCCAGAUUAUUCUUCAAAUCUGAUCUAGGCCCUUAUAGUUUGAUUAUGGUUCAACACACUCUCAUCAAAAGCUAAUGUAUUUCUUUAGUUAUCAGCUCCAAGGAGAUUCAGCACUGGUGAUCUCUUGCAAAAAAGGAUGGCAUUGACUUCAUUGGAUUAGUAAACCUGAGAAGCAUGCAUAAGAGAGUUCAGUGUUUAUUUGAUUGUGUUUAAGAAAUUAAUGUUUAUGGGAUUUUGAACCAUGCGAAUGUGUUUUCCCCUCCCUAGUUGGUUUGCAGCCUUGAGGGUUUGCUUAUACAUGCCAAUGGCUUAGUUUUUAUCCUUCAAA
Benincasa hispida (wax gourd) is the source of this 2225-nucleotide messenger RNA. NCBI's taxonomy places the organism in Eukaryota, Viridiplantae, Streptophyta, Magnoliopsida, Cucurbitales, Cucurbitaceae. The record is from RefSeq and is a predicted model, not a curated record.